GUUUUGGUUGAGGUUUGUUUAUGGCUCUUCAGACCGCUGUGUAUUGCUAUCCUGCAGUCGUUACCAAAGUUGGUAUAACUAGAGAAGCAAGCGGUCAGCAACAUUCAUCUCUCGGGGGGUGUCGAACUCGGUGUUACGGUGUGUUUGACCCUAAAUUAAUUUUACGCUGGAAUAUCUCUUUAAUAAUCAACCUGAAUAACCAGCUGAUUAAGUGGAAGAGUCUCAUUUUGUCUCUUUCAUAUGUCACUACAAUGUGAUGGGAGUCUAACUUUUGCACAGAUGGCGACAGCCGUGGACCUCGGAAGGAAGAUGCUUGCAAUGCACAAUAAGCCAUUUCAUACUGGAGUAACCAGGUGCACACGGAGACGCACACAGCACACUCCUGCAGCUGUCAGCACUGUGAAUUGUAGCAGUUAUAGUGAGGGGCUGCAUGCUAUUGUGAUCAACAAAAGCUGCUGUGAGCCUGCUCGGUGUGUGGAGCUGUACUGCAGGACUGUGUGUGCAAGCAAGAAAAAAAAAACAUCUAUUUUUACUCAACUGUUUUCACGAACAACUGCCUUGUCUUGUAGGAGAGUUUGUUUUUCAAUCUUGGGUGUUGGUGUGGAAAUCUGCACGACGGUGAGCUUACAUGAUAUUCUCUGUCGCCGCACCUAUUUUUGUGAAGUUAAAUAUGCAGCUUUAUGAGCUUGUGGAUGCAAGCUGAGACAAAGAAGCAAACAGUCUCUUUAAUCUGACAGGGAGCGUGUGCUUUUGUUGGUUUAUGGAAAUUACACAGCACAGCAGAAAUAAUAGUGACACUGGCUUUGGCAGUGCUGUACAACAGGGAGCUGACAGACAAAAAAGACAUGCAGAGACAAGUGGGAGAUAUAGUGAUACAAUGAAAAGUAGCUAAAGAUUUGAAGAAAAACCAGCAAAGUAGAAUAAAACGCAGGGAGUUAAGCAUGGAGGACAGUUUCACUUUCAUAAUUUUGUCAAGAUUCAAACCGAGCGAUUGAUCAGACUGAAUCGGCUGCAGAGAGAGGCUGUGUUAAACCUCCAGUACACAUUUACAAGCCCAUAAAACUAGAGCUUUUUCUCAUUUGUUAAAACUGAUUUAUGUUCUCAUUAGAGCUCAGUUCUCCAGGAAAUAUGCUCUGAAAUUCCUAUCAUCAGAGUGACUGAACACAGAAGUCGGAUAACAAGAGUUUCUCUGCUAAUAAAUUGUCUUUGAGGCUUUAAAAGUUACAGCCUUCAAUUAAAGAAAUGAUAGAAAGCAAGUCAGCAACCCCAUGAUAAAAGGAAUAGCAGAAUCGUUAAUUUUGAAGAUUAAAUACAUGAUUCAAACUCUCAAAACAUGUUUAAUUAUGAAAAAGGUCUUUCUGUUUUAAACAAAGUCUGCUAAAUGUCAAAGUUUGUUGUUUUCAAUGCUUCCCUGUCAAGCAGUGUAAUAAAAUGAUAUACUAUGAUAAGAUGCCUUUAGGGCCUGUGCACACUGACAGAAUUUUUUCUUUAGUUACAGCCCUCAGUUGGAGAAAUGAUGGAAAGUAAGUCAACAACCCCUUGAUUAAAGAAAUAACAGAAUGAUUUAUUUUAAGGAUUAAAUGCAUAAUUUAAACUCUGAAAACAUGUUCAAUUGUUAAAGAGGCUUUUGUGUUUCAAACAGAAUAUGCUAAAUGUUGAAGUUCUUAAAUGCCGAGAUCAGACUACACAAUCUUUCUGUCUGUCAUGGUGGUCGCAGCACAAGAAGGGGAUCACAGACUGAUGCUUUUUUAUAUUGUUGUUUUUCAUUAAACAGGUGUCAGCAAAGCAGCUGGAGGAAGAGACCUGUUUGUUUUACUAAUUUCAAGAUUAAAUAAUCACAAUAAAUUAUACGUUUGCAGAAUGAGACUUUUUAUCAAAAGACUCUAUUUCUGCAUGUUGCAGACAAGAUAAGCAAAGACUGUUUUGACCACAAGGGGCGCCAAAGUUGACACAAACCAGCUACUCACAAGAGCUUUGAGGUAAAAAGGUCCUAGCAAGCUAUGACUGUCUGAUCAGGCUAUCAGUGUGCUGACAUGGCGUAGUCUGACUUUGACAUAGUAUGCUGCUUUCAUCGCUGCAGUGACAGGGUACAGUAUAAUACAAUGAUCUAGUGUGAUAAUAUGGUCUUAGGGCCUGUGCCCACUUACAGUGUUUUGCAUUUUGGUUAGUAGCAUCCUCAAUGUUUCAAACCUCAUUUUUAUGAAAGAAUUAAAAGUUGUUCUUGUUGUGGAGUUGCUGCACUGUUAACAUUUUGAAGCACUAGUUAAGCUUAGGAAAUAAGCACUGACAAGACUAAGUGGACACAGGCCCUAAAACUUGUAUUUCCUCUAAAUAUCCCCAAACUUAUAAGGAUUCAAAUGAGAUAUUAAAAAAUACUUCCUUGUUUGUAGCCAUGCGCUCACGUAAUAAUUAAUUAAUUGUCACUCCCAGUUUUACAUUCGUUUAAUCUGAUGGUUAUGAUCACCGUCCUGCGCCCUAUCUCAGAUGAGAACUGUUGACUGAUCCAUCCACCUUUGCAUAGACCGAUCACAGUUUGUGACUCGUGACUUCUGGUGCCCGAGCUCUAACUUUGAACUGCUGAACCUGGCACAACUCUUCGUAACCUCCGGGACUCACCUGCCACCUGUCUUUUUAACAGACAAGGGUCAGUUGGCUUUAGCUGUGAGGCGCCAGGCCAAGCCAAUGAUGACAUUCAUUGCAAUGUGUCUGUACGCCGGCCAAACCUUGACAGUCCUCUCCUGUUUGCAGCAUCUUUAGCAGCUAAACUGUCUCCUUCCUGUGACAGGGGACCAAAGAGUGAGCUCUGUAUUUCAAGGUUUUUUCUGUUCUCUGUACUUUUACAAUUUCUUCCUAAUCUCUGUGGUUAGUAAACCCAAAUUUCUGUUUACACCUUCACAUUUUAGCCAUUUUUACUGUCGCUACACCGCUGAUUUAUUCCUUAUUCUAUUUUCGCGACGUUAAAUCAAUACUAAAAUGAAAAAAAAAGCACAACAGUUGCCGCACUUUAAGAAUAACUGGAAAAGCUAUGUGUUGUCCCUGAAUUGUACGAGCUUCAAGGGCACGUUUUCGUAAUUGAAAAUUCUCAGUUGUAUGUCCACUAAUCAACUUGAAGCUUUUAGUUUUUAGCUUGAUACGUUGGUAAACUCUUCUCCUUAUCCUUUUUUUCUUCUUUUAUUUGAUGAACACAACAAAAAAAAAAAAAAAACAUUACACACCAUUUUUAGCACCUGUCACAAUCCCAGGGAAGAGGGAAAUGAGACCUUGGACUGUUACUUGAGUAAAGAGAUAAUGUGGCAACAACUCAAAAAGAAAAACUGAACAAUAUAACAAACCUGAAGCCGGCUAAAUAGAGUGAAAGGAUUUAAAACUUUACAACACAUUAAGACAGGAAGUGUGGAAUAACAACUUCUUCUUCUUCAACCUUCCCAUGUUGUUUUCUCCGAUUGCUCCGGAUUACACAAUUCAUUGACAUUCUCUCCAGUUGAUAGUGAUUUCCUAUUCAGGCCUUUGAUGCGGGCCAGAUUUAAACAUUCUGUUUGUGCAGCGUCCAUACCUUUGGUCUGUCGAGCGCUUGGCAGGAUCGGAGGCUGACGAGCCAAGCGAUCGUCACCUCCUCCUGAAAAGAGCCAGGGGUGCGCGAGGUUCAGGGUGUUCAAAGCGCCGCCGUCCUCCUUCAUCUUCCUGUUUGAUUACAUUAGCGUAGAAAGUGAUAUAGAUGAAAAGAAACGGCUUUAUUUGUGAAGGUAUGGGCGGAUUUUUCUUUAAAAUGUUAUCUCUCGUGUCAUUUUGAGACUUAUUGGAUCCAUUAUGUUAAAGUUUAAUAAAAUUACACUGAGGACACAUUUUCCCAGGGUAUUAUGAGAAAGCAAAUAUACACAGGUCGCGUAUACUCCAUGUGAUAAAUAUUCAUACUAGGUAACUAAAUGUGAGCUGAAUCCCUCAGGCGCACUGAGAUUUUAGUGCAAUUUUUAUCCCCUGGCUUUGUUUCCUCCACAAUGAUGUGUGUGUUUUUCAUGGAGAUUUCGCAGUAUUUCAGGUAAUUGCAUGCGCUCACUCUUGGGGAAAAAGGGGUAAAAAGGGCACAGUUGCCCCAAAAUUACCAGAGAGACUCAGCGGUAUAUUUCUUUGAAGAAUUUGAUUUUAGAAAUUCACCUGUAAAAGAAAGAUUCUAGUUUUUAAACCAGAAAAGAUUGGCUUUACUCUCGACUCCUGACACAAGACGUAGCCUGGGAUUAGAUCAGAAAUACUUUACCCCGAUAAAUCCAAAUGUGUCGACCUUUCACCUCUUUUCCACACACUCUGUUUCAUAAGCUUAUAGAAGGUAAUGCUAUAUUUCCCAACAAGCUCCUCUCUCUGUCUUUGUCCCUUUUCAUUUUAUUCCUGCAUAGAUUAAGAUUUAAUUUGCACUUCUUUCAAUUUAUUAAUUCACCAAUUAGCCAGGUAGGUGCUGUGUGGAGGCUGAUGGGAUUCAUCACCACCUGAGAUAAAAGAAAGGUAUUAGAAUAUGUUAAAGCAUAUUUAUGUAACGUUUCAAACAGAUUUUUGGUCUUUUUUUUUAACAGGGACAUGUGGGUUAAGUUUGUUGCAGAUUUUAAAUGUUAUAAUAUUGGCCUUGUGAGCGCACUUUUUAACCAAAACAAUGGGAAGAUUGAAGCUGAAAGCAGGAGUCCUGGAAGAAAAUGAGCAUUACUGGGGUACCAAGAAUAUUUGGAAAUCGAACAGUUGAAGCUGUCAUGGCUCAACCAUGAGCCUGUUGUUGUCGCAGCAAACGUCUGUACUGUCAUUUCUGGAUCCUGCCCCAUACUGAUCUCAA
Molecule: messenger RNA, 4813 nt
Organism: Xyrichtys novacula (pearly razorfish)
Lineage: Eukaryota; Metazoa; Chordata; Actinopteri; Labriformes; Labridae
Source: the annotation of a GenBank genome assembly